GUUGUGUAAACGUUGGGGGAAACAACGACCGGCGGCCGUGACUUGUGUGAGGACAGGGGUCGGUUUCUCUGGAGACCGCUGCGAGCAGGCGACAUUUCAGGAGAGGACGGCUGACGUUUGCUAAACAGCGAGGAGGGAGAAACAGGACGGGCUGGCUGCUGUGGAGAAAAUGGCGACGGUAGAGGAGAUGAACAAGGGACUGAGCGCCCUGUUGGACAUUUUGGACACCCUGUCAACUGACAAUAACAAAAACGGAACCAGUCACCUACCUCAGGACAAGACAAAGGGCGUGAACGCAGCAUGGCAGGGCAUUUGUAAGGAGUACUUCGGAAAGACCCAGGGUGAAGAUGCCAACGCGGAGGCGAAGCAGAUGGCGCAGAUUGUGUCCCACCUGACGAGGUGUAAGGACGCCAUGUGCAGACUCACGACGGACGCAAUUCAAUGUUCUAAAGACACUGCAGAGGCUCUGGAUAAGGAGAAGAACGACACGGCCCAGCUGCGAGCGCGCGUGGAGGAUCUCGGGAGAGAGAUGCGGUCUCUCCAGGCGACCAACAGGAACCUGCAGAGACAGCUGGAGGAGAAGGCAGACGAGGUCAAACUACAGAGAGCGAUUAUCAGCAGAAGAGACAGUCAAAUACAGCUCAGACCCGGCGGUAAGGUGGAGGAAGAGGCCAAUAAACGGGAAGACGCGCUGCUAGCACAGAUCGAGGCCAUAAAGGCAGAAAACAAUGAGACAAAAACUCGUCUUCAGGGGAGAAUAAAGGAAUUAGACGAACACCUGAGAAUGGAAAAGAUGAGAAGAACGUCGAAUGCAUCUGACAUCACAAGGGAUUUGCUAAGUGAAAAGAAGAAAAUUUACCAAAUGGAAAAGGAGAUAAACGCCCACCAGAAGUACUUCCUGGCCUGCGUGAACGGUCUGCGCACUGACGUCAGGUUCAUGACCGAUAACGAGGCUCCCAUGGUGCGUCAGAGACUGGAGCUGGUUCACGACGCCAUCUUGGACGGGCAGUUCUCCAUCCUGAGCGGCAAGCUGCCGGCACACUACUCCGCCUCGGAGGACGACAUACGGAUGCCUCUCGGAAAGAUGAUCAAAGAAGCCGCGAAACCACCUCCGCCGGCCGAAUCAAACGGACCAUCCUCCACCAGUACCAUAAAGGAGCAUGAAGAACCGGACGACACGUCCUCAGAACAAACCUUCGACAAGGAACACCCCGAGCUCAUCAACAGGGCGACGGGGCGGCUGGACAUGUACACCGCGCUCAAGUGUUUCCCACACAUGAAGGAACCGGAGAUGAAACACCACUUCGACAUGUUUACCAAAUACGACAAGAGCAGAGACUUCAAUCUGGACAUGGGAGAGCUUGUGAGGGCGCUGAUGACGGUCGCUCCUGGAGUCAAGUUUACAGCCGCGCAGAUCAAGGAGCUAAUGAAAGAAGUGGACGUAGACGACACCGGCACUAUCGACUUCUACGAGUACCUGAUCAUCUACAACCUGCUCACCAAGGAAGGAGGAAAGUCUGAGAUUUUCCAUCGGGAGAUGUCGACAGCGUCAAAGGAAAACGUCAGCAAGGCCUGUGUCAUCCAAUGACGUCACCAAGACCAUCCAAUAAGAUCGUUCUGACGUCAUCAGUCACGUGACACUUGAGUACUUUGAGCUCAGAAUUCUAGCCGUUGAA
This is a messenger RNA of Branchiostoma belcheri (Belcher's lancelet), 1676 nucleotides long. RefSeq lists its product as uncharacterized. The coding region runs from base 170 to 1588 and encodes 472 amino acids. The record is from RefSeq and is a predicted model, not a curated record. Gene Ontology annotation, molecular function: calcium ion binding. NCBI's taxonomy places the organism in Eukaryota, Metazoa, Chordata, Leptocardii, Amphioxiformes, Branchiostomatidae. The transcript has 16 exons.